GUCGCCGUCUCGCGGUUUAACAUGAAUGGAUGAAUGCAUUUGCAUGAUAAAGGCAUGAUUAAAAUUUAAAGAAAAUUUGGUGAUAAUGUUUAGUUUUGUUCGGUAAUGAUUUAUACAAAACUUGCCGUUGAUUUUCUCAGAAUACGUAGUAGCUAAAACAACAGCAUUGCAGGUAUUGAUUAUGGAAUACAUAAGAAAAACUCGAGCUUCUCCACGAAAUGAACAGGAAAUUCGAACAUCUGUAAGCGAGAAUGCCGUGACUUCUUCUAAUUUAAAUCCCACAGUAAAUAUAGUUCCUGUUGAUCAAGAAAGCCCCAAAGAUUUACCAGUAAAAUCACAGUUGUUAUUAGAUAACAAGGCUGAAAAUGUGUCUGAUAUUUAUUUAUAUCCUCAGUGUGAUUCUAGUGACUACAUAUUUAGGUCUUAUAAUCAGAAUGAAGAUAGUGAUGAGCUGAAUCACAAAUGUUACGGUUGUAGAAAGAAGAAGUAUUUUAAUACUCUCAACGAAAGCUUUGCACUGCCUGAUGAAUCCAUAUUUUCAAACAGUACAGUAUAUCUAACAGAAAGAACUGAAAUAGAUCUAGAUACCAAUUUAACUAGUGUUGGUGACAUAUGUGUUCUGGAUUUAGAUCUAAUUAAUCAGCCCUGGUUGGUGGAAUAUCCAGAAGUUAUAACACCAUAUUGGGAUGUAGAAAGUUUGUUUCCAUUUGAGGAAUUCCGAAAAAAAGGAGAAUUAGAAAGUUGUAGUUUUUCUUUUGAAGACAACUUUUCUUUUGAAGCUAAUGACAAUGCUAAAAUGAGCACUUCAACACCUUUAAAAAAACAACAAAUAGGUGAAUCUGGUAUUAAAUCUAUUAACAGUUCUAAUGGUGGUGAGGAAAUAGAUUUCUUAAUGUUGAAGGAGAGGGUAGUUAAGGCAUUAGAGGAAGUUGUCAGAGAAAAUAAACAGAUAGGGAACAUUGAUAUGAAGAUACAGCUUUUACCAGAGACAUCUAACUGUAGAGGAAGUAAAAAAAAAGAAAAAAGUCCUUUGAAAAGUGAUAUAAUUGAGGUUAAAAUUUCACCCAAUAAUGUUGAGUGUACAAGUAUUGUUAAUAAGGAAUUAAAUGCAAGGAAUGACACACAAUUAGUUAACAAUGGUUUAUUAAAAUUAAAUGGGACCCGCAAAAAUAUGCUCAAAAGAAAAAUCAGCAAGGUCAAUGGAAGAAAAAAUUCACAAGGUGACACCAAAAAACAAAAAUUAAAUAACUCAGGGGGUCUAUUUUUAACAUCACGGCGUAGUCUAAGAUCCAACUUAUUACAAGACACACCGAUAACAAGUGAUUUAUCUUCCAAACAAGGUCUGAAUAGAAAUAUCAAUAAACUUCAACGUUUAGCAAGCGUUAAAAAGACUGUACAGAAAAGCAAACUGCCAAUAGCAAAUAAAGUAAAUUCCUCAACAUCUAAAAAAAAGUCUGACUUGACAGUUUCGGAACAUAUUCGGUCAGGUACAAAAUCUGGUCUUGACAAAUCUAGCAUUCCAAAAGAGAGGUUAUCCAGGUCUCGUAGUUCAGAACCAUUGAUAUCCAAACGAAUUCUGAGAUCUAAUUCUCAAGAAAGGGACAUUUCUUUAAACAAAUCCGUGAUAGAUAACGGAAGUCAAAAUAAGUCUAAAAGACGAAAAUCGUUGGGAAACCUUAACAGUAUCAAACCAUUAGACCUAUGUUGUAAUGCACCAAGGUUAAUAAGAUCACAACCUGACAACACAGAUAUUACUAAUGCAAAAUUAAACCAGUCUGAUGAAGAUGAAAUAGAUGACCUAGAUAUUUCACCCCCGAAGUUAAAGCCACAGGUGGGUGCGGAAUUUCAAAUUGAAAAUGACGAUGAAAAAGUUAAAAUGGAUCUUUUGAAAGUUGUUUUGAAUCCUUUGGAAAUACAUUAUAAUGGUGGGGGGUCAGUGUCAUCAAAUUCUAUGACGUAUCCGUCACAAACAGGUCUUGGUAGGUUUUCUGCAAAAGCAACCGUUUCGGAUGACACUGAUGAUGCAGAUAUAAAACCUAAAAUUGAAUCUGAUGUAAAGGAUGUUAAAAAUGGAGAAAAAGUAGUUUAUAAGUUGGGCAGUUUUGUAUGGGCCCAAGUUGGCAAGCAUCCUUAUUGGCCAGCAAUUAUAUGUCAUGAUUCAGGAAUUAAAAACUAUUUUAAAAACGUACGGAGACCUAAUAAAUCCAAUCUUACCUUAUAUCACACCAGAUUUUUUGGAGAUAAAGGAAGAAGGGCAUGGAUUAAAGAGAAUCAUCUUAUGCUUUACAACAGCAGAGAUGAUUUAAGUAUCGCCUUGCGAACAAUAAGAUUAGAGAAUAAACGUGACAAGCAUUUAAAGCCCUAUAGGUGUAACCAAACUGGGUUUGCGAAAUGGAAACAUGCGGUUGCUGAAAUUGAAUCAGUAAAAGAUAAACCAUAUGAAACAGUGCAUUCGUAUUUAAAGAAAAGUUGGAACGAUUAUGUCAAUAAUAAACAAAUAGGGAAUGACAAAGCGCCUUUGAAAUUAACCCAGUCAUCUUUAGAGAACCCAUAUGUAACACCUAAGGCACCUAAAUUGAAAUCUCCAAGAAGACAUGUCUACAAUGAUUCUAGUAUAAAUCGUAUAAAGGGGAAAAGUAAAGAUUUUAGUGUGCAUAGUGAAGCUCAAGAUAUGGUAAAACUAGGGUUAAUGGGAUCAUCUUCUAAAGGAUCUUUGAACGAACCAAUAAGAAAAAAUAAAAAGGGUGGUUUACAACGGGUCAGAAAUGUGUAUGAAAAAGCUAAUAAAUUAAGAGACAAACGCUUUAGGAAAGAGAAUGAUGGAAAAUUAAAGAUUGAAGAUAGGGAGUCAGUAAAUAUAGACACUAAAAAAUAUAAAAAUAACAAUAAAGUAGUAAAAGAAAACCCAUUAUUCAAUGGUAGAAAUCCUGCUAUUUUAAAUAUAGAUAAUAAAAUACAAGUAAUAUCAAACCACUCUGAUGUUAGAACAAGAAAAAGUUAUUCAAAGUAUUUGUUGGAGACUGGAAAUGAGCCAUUUCAAUCAAUCAGAGAUGAUGUUGCAAAUAUAUGUAAAACACAAAAAGAAAUUAAAUUAGAAAAUAUUUCACUGAGGAAAACUAGACAGAGUGUAUUUAAUAGAGUAUAUCAAAGUGAUCAUAAUGAAAAGGAAGGAAGUUUGGUUAUUAGUAAAACAAGUGGAAAUAGUAAUGAAAGACCAGAAGAAAUAGUAAUAAAAAAGACCAGAAAUUUUCUGAUGCAAAAUCAGGCAUAUAAAAGUGAUGGAGAAAAAGAGGUUAAUUUAAUUGAGAAUAGGGGCGUUUCUAAAAGAGGCAGGAAAAAGAAACUACAAUUACAUGGAGAAAACAAGGUUAAUUUAAUUGAGAAUAAAGGCAUUUCUAAAAGAGGGAGGAAAAAGAAGUUACAAUUAGACAUCUCAAAAUUGACCCAAAAUGCAGAAUCAAACAUUCAAGGCAGGUCAUCACUCAUAAGUAAUAAUACACAAUUUAAUGAGACCGAUAAUAAAGAAGAUUUAGAUCUUAAAGAUGACAGAGGAAAGAACUUCAUGCUAGAAGAAAUAUCUGGCAGGCGAACGAGACAUAAGUCUUUCAGUGCUGUAAAAUAUAAUUAUAGGGAUACUAAAUUGAAUAUGUCGGUCGAUGCGGCUUUGUGUGAUGCUAAAGAAUCCUCUUAUAAGAAGAGUCUAGAUAGUAAAGUAAAGAGAACUCGACAUAAAUCCAUGAGUGAAAUUGAGAAAACUGAUUUACGAUCAAGCUCCAGGAAUAAUGAAGAUGGACCUAAAGCAAUUGAGGAUCCAAAUAUCAAUUUUAGGCUAACCAGACAAAGGUCUUUGGGUCAACUCAAACAAAAUAAUAAAGUAUUACAGUCAGAUAUGAAAAGGAAUUCUACUUCAGUUGCAAGUAAAACCAUUGGUCACAUUGAUAACAGUUCUAAAGCUAAGGAUGAAGGAAUUCACGAUCCCAAAGACAAACAAAUUAGGAAAAAUAAGAAAAAAUCGUUGUUAGAAAUGAAAACGGUGGAAACAGAUACUAGCAAUAAAUCUGGCCCAUCUUGCACGGAAGAAACAUCAAGUGAAUGUAAUACUAGAAUAACAAGACAGAGCUUAUCGAGGCGGAAUUUGCAGGAUACAUCUGAAUCGUUUAGUGAAGAUCAUCAAUCACAAAAUAGAAAAGCACCUGAAAUGGAAAGGAAAGGUCUUGUGACAGUUGUAGAUUUACCCGUGGCAGAAAAACUUACUUCAGAUAAGGAACAGCUUAAAUCCAAAAAAGAGAAAGACGCUCAAUGUGAUCUCAUAAAUGAAAUUGAGAGAAAUGAUAGCAAUAAAUCUAAUGCAUCAUGUGCGGACGAGACGUUAAAUGAGUGUAAUAUUAAAAUAACAAGACGGGGAAGAUCAAGACGGAAUUCGCAAGUAAAUGUAUCUAGUUCUUCCGAUACUAGCAACGAGCGUAGCACUAAACAGACCAUUUUGCAGGAGAAAUCCGAAUCAUUUAACCAAGACCUUGCAUUACAAGGUACAAAAGAACCUGACAGAGAAGAGAAAGACCAUGAUACAGUUUAUAGUGGACCAUUUGAGCAAUCUUGUGCCAACGAUCCAGUCCAAUCUCAUAGAACAUUGGAAGAAUUAAAUAUCGGAAAGAAGAGUCAAGUUUAUCAUAUUGAAGAUCUCAAUGGAGAAGUUAAAGUAUCAAGUGAUAAUACAAGGCAUGAGCAGGAUAUAGAUUAUAGAAUACAAAAUGCAGAUAACUCUGACAAUUGUGUGCCAAAGGAUAUAACAGUGUCCAAUCUAGAUACAGAAUCAGAAGGAAUAAUAAAUACAUGUCGCCCUACCAACAUAGAUAAUUCAACUAAAAAAAUUAUAGAAUCUGAAGAUUCCCCAAGCUUAGUCAACUUUAGCAUAGAUUUAAGCCGUGAUAAACUUAAUACAAUAGAAGAUAGCGGUAGAAAAACUAGACAAAGCACUUAUAACGGAAAAAGUCUUGUGACGCAGAAAUUGUAUUUAAAUGAAGAUAAAUCUAUUGAACAGCCGAAUAACGAUUGGAAAACAAAAAAUGAUAUACAACAAAAUAAAACAGACAUAACAGAACAAACGGAAUUAGAUGAAAUUAAAAAACGUAGAAAAUCUUAUAACAAGUCUGAAAAAAAGCAGGAAUCGUUAAACGAAAAUAAUGCUAGGAAAACUAGGCUGAGUUAUUCAAAUCAAGCUCAACAAAAUGAAAAAGAUUUAAAGUCGAUAAAUAAAAGUAUCAAAGAAAAUGGAAAUAUUGAAUCAGAAGUUAAUUUAAAUGACAUAGAGCAAAGAGCUAGUAAGGGUGAAGAUCACGUUAGUUCGAGUUAUAAUGGAGUAUAUCAAAUGAAAUCAAAGGGAUCAGAUUAUGGAGAAGUACAAAAAAAUGACGAUUAUUUAUUAGACAGAUUGAAAACAAAGCAAAUUGAUGAACAUUCGGAAUCUGGAUCUAAAGCUAGUAGUGGCAGUAGUAGUAAAACACAGCUAUAUUCUUUCGAGUAUCAGAUGGAACUUUUUAAGAAAAAUAACCUAUUUAAUGGAACAAGAAAUAUUAAAGUGUGUGAUCACUGUUUUGAACAGGGAGAAUUAUUUAAAUGCAAAGGAAAAUGCGGUAAUUACUUUCAUAUUGAAUGUGCUUCAAAAGUAAAAGAACCGAAAGUGAGGUCAUCCCGGAGUAAAAAAAUAGAUGGCCCCGUUAAAAGCAGCAGUGAGCCAAUAAAUCUCUCUAUUAGUUUGGACAGUUGUGAUAUACCUGACAAAAACACAUUGCCCAAUGACAUUGAAGAAAGGAAAGUUGACGAGCACGUGCAGAUUAUUACUGUUAAGUCAAAACGUGCUAUAGAGGCACCCCAAACAGAAGAAUUGCCAUCUAACUAUCAUACAAUGUCGAUUGUUGAACAAAUUGAUUGGAAAAUGGGUGAAAUAAUGAAAAAUUUAGAAAAAAGUUCUAAAUAUCAGUUCGAUUCUACUGAUACCAGUUCAGAAGAUGGAUCACUAAAUAUGUCUGUUAAGAAAAACUCAGAUUCAAAUCUGUUACAAUCAUCAUUGAGAAUUGAUAUAGAAAAAACAGACAUUUCGGAGUCGAAUAAAGAACAACAUGAAUCACAAACAGAGUAUACAGACCCACAACAAAUAUCAACGAAUUCCAACAAAAUAAUAUGCCAUGUUACCGCCGAUUCUGUGGUUGUGAAAGAACCCAUGGACGGUAGUACUUUAAAAUGCACUUACUGUUCCAUGAAUCAGACGCCUCCUUGUUUUAUUUGUGGUUUACUGAUAUCAAAAAGAGGUUCACAAAUUCGUAAGAAAUGCUCAUAUCAUCGAUGUUCGAAAUAUUUCCAUUUGCAUUGUUUAAAAGCAUUUCCUCAAACCCAGUGGACAAUUGGAAAAUGGUCGAAAAAUCAGGAUUCUGAAGACACAUUUACUUGUCCUAGUCACCUGUGUCACACCUGUUUUUCGGAAGAGUUGGGUUCUAAUGUUAGAUUACCCGGUGACCGACUGGCCAGAUGUAUGCUUUGUCCAGCCGCAUUUCACUCUACUAAUUAUUGUACCCCUGCUGGUUCAAAAAUUCUAGGUGGUUCGCAGAUUAUUUGUCCAAGACAUCGAAAUAAACUUAUUCAACCAAUUAAUACAACUUGGUGUUUCAUUUGUUCAGAGGGUGGAAAAUUAGUGUGUUGUGAUACGUGUCCAACGAGUGUUCAUCCAGAAUGCCAGCCAAUUACAUUAACUGAUGAUGACAAAUAUAUAUGUGAAGACUGUGAAUCUGGCCGAUUUCCUCUUUAUGAUGAGGUGGUAUGGGUCAAACUAGGGCACUAUAAAUGGUGGCCUGCCUUGGUACUUUUUCCUAACGAAACACCUGAAAGUGUUAAAGCAAUUAAACACAAUACUGGAGAUUUUGCUGUUCGAUUUUUUGGAACUGACGACUAUUAUUGGGUAAAUAAAGCCAGGUCAUUCCUGUUUGAAGAAGGGGACAGGGGUGCCAGUUCCGGCGAAACUCUCAGAUCGAAAAACAAAGUGUACAAAUUAUAUGAAAAAGCAAUUGAUGAUGCCGCCUUGGCUUUUAAAUUAAAAAGAGAGUUUAAAUUACGCCGAGAAGCCGAAAGUAUAAGUAAUUUGAAACACCCAUUUUUCGUCAAAAUAAAUAAGAAUAAGCCAGUGGGAAAGGUUAAAUUAUCUGAAUUAGAUUUUAGCAACGUUACACCAUGCGAAUGUGACCCUAAGAAGCCUCACCCUUGUGGACCUGACAGUGAUUGCAUAAAUAGACUUUUAAUGACUGAAUGCGAUCCCGAUGUGUGCCUGGCAGGUACCAGGUGCCGAAAUCAAGUGUUUCAAAAGAGGGAAUAUAUGCCUGUAAUUCCUUAUAAAACACAAGGUAGAGGGUGGGGAUUGAAGUGUUUAACACCAAUCAAGAAUGGCCAAUUUAUAAUAGAAUAUGUGGGCGAGCUAAUAGAUUCCGAAGAAUACCAAAGAAGAAUAAGAAAAAUGCAUGCUCAAAAAGACGAAAACUAUUACUUCAUGACUGUUGAUUCUGAUAGAAUGAUUGAUGCUGGACCAAAAGGAAACUUCUCAAGAUUCAUGAAUCACUCCUGUGAUCCAAAUUGCAUAACACAGAAAUGGACAGUUAAAGGUGAUACACGUGUAGGGAUUUUUGCUAACUGUGAUAUAGAAACUGGCUCAGAAUUAACAUUCAAUUAUAAUUUGGAAGUAGUUGGUCAGGAGAAAAAAAUAUGCAAAUGUGGAGCUUCAGGCUGUACUGGAUAUAUAGGUCUUAAAGCCAAAUCGGAUAAAACUGAACCCACUUCAGAAGUAAAGCCGCCUGCAGGAAAAAUUCGAAACACAAUAAAGAAAAAAUCUGUUUCCGCUCCAACAAUGCCCUCUUGUUUUCUAUGUAAGGGUCGAUCGCAGUCAGAUUUAAUAUGCAAUAACAAAGCUUGCAACAAAGGGUAUCAUUUGAAAUGUCUGAAAUUAGAAGAAAUGCCUGAAGUCACAAAGUUUGUAUGUCCACGACACAAUUGUAACAUUUGUUCUAACAGAACAAUAAGAUGCUGCGUCAAGUGUAUCAAUUCGUUUUGUCCGUCACAUGCGGAGUCGAAUGUACGUCAUGACAAAUUUCUUGGUUUUGUAUGCCGCUCUCACGAUCCGGGAUUAGCAUCACAUCAAAACAGACCUGAACGAAAAUUAGUUGGUCGGAAAAUAGAUAGACGUAGGAAAUUGUGGCGAGACUACCAACGUAGAAAAAAUGAAAAAAUCAAGGAAAAAAUGAAACCAGAUAAUGGAGUGCUUAAAGAUAUUUCUAUAAAUAUUAAUGUAACCGAAUCAGAAUCAAAUGAGAAACCCAGAGAACCUAUGAGAUCAGUAAAGCGACAACGUUCUCCCGACUUGAACCAAACGGACGAAUCUGUCGUUUCCUCUACCAAUAUGGAUGAAGAAUUGGAAGUAACUGCAUUUUCUCAGGCAUAUUCGUUACGAAAUAAAGAGUCAACAGUUAUAAAAGAGAAAAUGGAUGAUAUUACUUUAGUCUCCUCAUCGCCGGCAAUAAUAUCAACGGAGGAUGAAGACAAUUCUAGCGACGAUGAGUUAAGUUUAAUGGAAAGAUUGAAGCAUUGGAGAGUGUCUGCAAAUGGACAGAAAAUGGACGGUCUUAAUUUAGUAUCCUCAUCCCCAGCAAUAAUACCUACGGAGGACGAAGUCGAUUCUAGCGACGACGAUUUAAAUUUAAUGGAAAGAUCGAAACGUUGGAGCGAUACUACAAAUGCUAAGAAAAAAAUUAAAAUAGAUAACUGCCGGACAGAUACAUAAAAUUAGUUGUUUUUAUUUAAGGUAAACUUUUAUUAGUAGCCAUUUUGAUUUUAUUGAAUGUUGUGUAAAGGCAUGGUUAAUAAAAAGCAUUUACGGUUUUUUGUACCAAAGUAUUUACAUCAUCACCACUAGAUUAACUUAUCUUUUUGAAUAUGUACAUUGAUUUAUUUUAUAAGUACCUUUGUAGUAUGUAUUAAAAGUGGAUAAGUGUAU
This is a messenger RNA of Sitophilus oryzae (rice weevil), 9031 nucleotides long. RefSeq lists its product as uncharacterized. The record is from RefSeq and is a predicted model, not a curated record. Lineage: Eukaryota; Metazoa; Arthropoda; Insecta; Coleoptera; Curculionidae. The transcript is spliced from 44 exons. Gene Ontology annotation, cellular component: nucleus; chromatin. The coding region runs from base 182 to 8818 and encodes 2878 amino acids. Gene Ontology annotation, biological process: regulation of DNA-templated transcription. Gene Ontology annotation, molecular function: histone H3K36 methyltransferase activity; protein binding.